Molecule: messenger RNA, 2575 nt
Organism: Phlebotomus papatasi
Lineage: Eukaryota; Metazoa; Arthropoda; Insecta; Diptera; Psychodidae
Product: aldehyde oxidase 3-like
Exons: 1
Coding region: 130-2055 (641 amino acids)
Molecular function (GO): oxidoreductase activity; iron ion binding
Source: RefSeq, a predicted model, not a curated record
AAGAGGUGUUCUGCAGUGGAAAGGUUAAUCCUUCAUGUUUCUAAUGUCAGAUUCUUGAUAGCUAUCAGACUUUUUGAAUUUUAGGUCCUCUACCAUGGUCAGCCGGUGGGUGUGAUAGUUGCUGAAGAAAUGUCUCAAGCCGUGUAUGCCGCAGACUUAGUUAAGAUUGCAUAUGCCACUCAAGUUGAAAAAGAACGAUCGUUUGCUUCCUCAAUCCAUCGAUUAUUUGCAGGAAACAAUGUGAAUACUGAAGAAAAAUUGCUUCCAACAAUUCAGGAUGUUCUUCAAGAAGAUCAAAAGAGUGUGCAAAAUCGGUAUCGAUUUUCGAAAAAAAUUGAAGGGGAUUCUUACAAAAAUGUUUCCCAGUUGAUUAAUAACGUCCAGGGUUUCUUUGUCUGUGGUCCUCAGUAUCACUAUCAUAUGGAAACUCAAACAACUCUUGCGGUGCCAACAGAGGAUGGUAUGGAUAUCUAUGCUAGUACGCAGUGGAUAGACGUUACGCAAAGGGUUGUGGCCCAAGUGCUUGCAGUUAAAGAAAACACCAUUAAUAUUAAACUUAGGCGUCUUGGUGGUGCAUUUGGCGCGAAAAUAUUUCGGAAUGGUAUUGUGGCUUGUGCAACCGCUGUUGCUUGCUAUCACCAGCACCGACCUAUCCGUAUGGUGUUGCCAAUGGAAACAAACAUGAGAGCAAUUGGUAAAAGAAUGCCAGCAGCAAUUGAUUACAAUGUAAACUUUACCGACAUUGGAACGGUGUUGAAUUUACACGCUGUUGUUACUCAUGAUCUUGGUAUUACUCCAAAUGACUACAUAAUGCUGAGCAAUCUACUGUUCUCUGCAAAUGCGUACAUAACAGCAACUUGGCUUGUAGAAUUCAAGACGGUUAUAACUGAUGCACCUACCAAUACCUGGAUGAGGGCACCAGGUUCUACAGAGAUGAUCGCCUACACCGAAACCAUUAUGGAACACAUGGCAUGGGCAUUGGAGAAAGAUCCAAUUGAAGUUCGUUUGGCCAAUAUUCUUCCUGUGAAUCCAAUUAGGGUGAUUUUGAGAGAUUUUCUGGAAAAUUGUGAAUACUACAGAAGGCUGGAUGAGGUGAAUCAGUUCAACAGGGACAACAGAUGGAAGAAAAGAGGCAUUGCAAUAACCCUUAUGCAGUAUCCGCACGCUAACCUAGGGACCUAUGAAGCUCUCGUGUCAAUAUACCACGGCGAUGGAAGUGUAGUUCUCUACAUAGCUGGGAUUGAGAUGGGUCAAGGUCUCUAUACUAAAACCAUUCAGAUUGCAGCACAUGUGUUGGGAAUUUCCCUAGAUAAGGUCAAAAUAGCACCUCCGGACAAUGUUAUAGGGGCUAAUUCAAUGGUCACUGCUGGAAGUUUUACCAGCGAUACAAUUGGACAUGCUGUAAAACGAUGCUGCGAGAUUCUCAAUGAACGUCUGGAACCUAUUAAGCUCCUUAACCCUACUGGAACAUGGGAGGACACAGUCCAGGCUGCAUAUCUCGCAAAUGUUGAACUAAUAGCCACUUAUCAGUUUACAAUGGGAGAAAUUCUUCCCUAUAUCAUCUACGGGGUGGCUUGUGCCGAAAUUGAAAUUGAUGUCCUUACUGGAAGUUUCCAGCUUCGUCGAGUGGACAUUGUCGAAGAUACUGGGGAAAGUAUCAGUCCACGAAUUGAUGUUGGGCAGGUGGAGGGUGCCUUUAUCAUGGGUAUGGGCUACUGGCUUCAUGAAAAACUUAUCUACAAUCGUUCUAACGGCGAACUACUGACUAAUCGAUCCUGGAAUUACAAACCACCUGGUGCUAAGGAUAUUCCAGUUGAUUUUCGCGUUACCCUUCUGCAAAACAGCACAAAUCCACUAGGAGUUCUAAGGUCGAAAAUUUGCAGUGAACCUGCUGUAACUAUGGCAGUUGUGGUUGUAUCUGCUUUAAGGAAAGCCUUGGAGUCCGCUCGUAAGGAUGCCGGUGAACCGGAUAUCUUUCUGAACUUCAGUACACCGACAACUGUUGAAGAUAUUCUUAAACUUGCAGGGACUAAAAAUAAUCAGUUUGUUCUGUAAACUGUAAACUUCGAAAAAUUAAACUCAUAAUAAAAAAAUGGCAAUAUAAAAUUUAUCAAUUGCUUAACCCUUUAACGACAAGACAGUUUUCGCUGACCGAAAAUCAGCAAUAAGAGUGAAACCGAUAAACAAAACUUAUGAAACGUCUUACAUCUAAUUUUCGAAAAGUCAUCAGAAUCUAAUUUGGUGUAUUUUUUGUCUAUAUGAACGAUAGGGACAAAAAUAGCUCAAAAAUUUUAAUAAUUUUUCUGACGAUACCAAUGACAGAUAAUUUUCACUUUAAUGAAAAAUAUAAUGUUUGAGUAUUGUAGUUUCUUAUUCCAAAACGGUUGUACUUACUUAAAAAAAAUGGAAGUAUAAAAAAUAAUUAAAAUAAAUUUUCUAUAUUAGAAUUUAAAAAUUCGUAAUUUUUGAGCUUAAAAAUUUACUAUAUAGCAAAUAGUUGGAGACUUGCAAAAAAUAUCCUUGAUUCCUUCAACUUUCUACUUUGCAAUUACGUACAAACAUUAGAAAAAAAUAA